Molecule: messenger RNA, 2682 nt
Organism: Dicentrarchus labrax (European seabass)
Lineage: Eukaryota; Metazoa; Chordata; Actinopteri; Moronidae
Product: forkhead box protein P1-B
Exons: 15
Coding region: 75-2015 (646 amino acids)
Biological process (GO): regulation of transcription by RNA polymerase II
Cellular component (GO): nucleus
Molecular function (GO): RNA polymerase II cis-regulatory region sequence-specific DNA binding; DNA-binding transcription repressor activity, RNA polymerase II-specific
Source: RefSeq, a predicted model, not a curated record
UGGAGGGUAGAGCUUUAACAUUGUAGCUCUUAACUUUUAGUGCUGUCACUUAACACAACUUAAGUUUCUUUGACAUGCUGCAAGAGUGCAUUAUUGGAUUAUUUCAGAGUCUGUUGUUACACUUUUCUCAGAAAAUGGACCUCUUAUCACCUUCUCAAUUCAGUGAAGUCCAGAUGCAUGAGUCUGGGUCAGAACCAACAAUCCACGCCAUUCCAGCAAGUCAGACAGAGAACGGGAAUAAUACUGAGAAUGAGAGUCGACUGAGGAGCAACCAGACUCCUCCUCCAGAGGCACCCAGGCAGGUUCCAGCGUCGUCGUCCAUGAUGACCCCACCAGCAGAGGCCCCACAGCAGCUGCAGCAGACACCACAACAGCAGAUCCUCAGUCCUCAGCAGCUCCAAGCCCUGCUCCAGCAGCAGAAAGCACUCAUGUUACACCAGGUAAUGUAUCUUCAGAGAAGCUACGUGUUUGUCAUAGUCCGCAUUGAACUCAAUGUUUUUAUUUUUCUUAACUCAAAUUCAAUCACGUUUCUGCAGCAGCAAAUCCAAGAGGUCUUCAAAAAUCAGCAAGAACAGCUAAAUAUGCAGCUGCUGCAACAGAAGAAUGCUGGGAUUGUUAGUCAAGAGCUGACAGCCCAGCAGAUUGCCAUCCAGCAGCAGCUCCUUCAGGUGCAGCAGCAACAUCUCCUCAACCUGCAGAGACAAGGCCUGCUGUCUGUCCUACCCACCAGCCCUGUUACAGCGUCAGGCUGUGAGAACGGUAGCAUCAUGUCCACUGGUGGAGACACAAGAGAGUCUUCCAGUCAACAAUCUACCACCAACGGUCAUCACGCUCUUCUGAAGAGGAAAGAAAGUGGGUCGCUGGAUGAAAACACACAGAAUAGCCAUCCUCUGUAUGGAAAUGGCAUGUGUAAAUGGCCUGGCUGUGAGACUGUCUUUGGAGACUUUCAGGCAUUUCUCAAGCAUUUGAACAGUGAACACACACUGGAUGACAAGAGUACAGCACAGUGUCGUGUUCAGAUGCAAGUGGUUCAGCAGUUGGAACUGCAGUUGAAAAAGGAUAAAGAACGACUGCAAGCCAUGAUGGCUCAUCUCAAGUCCUCUGAACCCAAACCCGCAGCGCAGCCUGUCAAUCUGGUGUCUAAUGUAUCCUUCUCUCAGGCAACAUUGCCCAAAGGCCCUCCUCCGAUGAGCGUGUCUCAGAGUGCCACGGCACCAUCCACUCCCCUGACACCACUCUCGGAAUCCCCUUCAGUCCUCACUCCCAAUAGCUUGUUCACUGGAACCCCUGUACGGAGGCGAUAUAGCCGCUCUGUGAGCCAAGAUAUAGUCGAUAAUAAGGAGUUCUACUUGAGCACAGAAGUUAGACCUCCAUUUACAUAUGCUUCUCUCAUAAGACAGGCAAUAUUUGAAUCACCUCGCAAUCAGCUGACAUUAAAUGAAAUCUACAACUGGUUCACAAGAAACUUUGCAUAUUUCAGGCGCAAUGCAGCUACUUGGAAGAAUGCCGUCAGACAUAAUCUCAGCCUCCAUAAAUGCUUUGUACGUUUGGAAAAUGUGAAGGGAGCUGUGUGGACAGUGGAUGAGAUUGAGUUCCACAGAAGAAGGCCCCAGAAGACUGCUGGUAAUGGAUCUCUCCUGAAGAACUCACAGAACCGUCAGAGCUCAGCUGGGUCUGCUCAUCAGAGUGGUGGUCUAGACGGCAACAACUCUUUCUACCACCCAGCAUCUAUGGGCAGCAUCUCAUUGCACUCCCUGCCUCAUAUUCUCCAAGAGCAAAUGAAUGGAGCCCUUGCUAAUGGAUCUGGAUACCAAAGUGACAGCAGUGCAACACAGUCCCCUCCACAAGCUUUCAUUAAAGAGGAGCAGGAGGACGAGGAGAUAAGUGAAAAUUAUCCCUAUGGAUCUCCGGAGAGCACAGACGAACACGGCCACAGCCCAGAGAUGAACCAGGAUGAAGACAACGGCAGUCCGGAGAGACCCAACCUUCAUUUCGAUCGCGUGCCUUCUCUAUGAGGUCCAAGCUCUCCACUGCAAGGCCGCCUCACUCACGGCGUGUCUGACUUUUUAUUCCAAAAGUUUCCAAAAACAACUGCUUCAUCUACGUAACCAAACAGUCUCUUCUGGGGAGUUUUUUUUUUUGUAUUUAUCAGCAUUUCUUAUUUUUCGUUGUUAAUCUAGCUCUCAUUUUUGUCUGUACAGUAGAGUGAGAUCACAAUAUUUGUGAAACUGUCUGUUCAUGAUUUUUCUUUUUUUAUAUAUCUGUACACAAAAGGACCAUGAUGAGCAGAGAAGCCAAAGGAAAGGGAACAUUGAUAGUUAGCACUUCACAAUGAAAAGUUUCUCUCCCUCUGUAUAGCAACUUUAUGAUAUGCUGGGGCCACGCUACCUGAUCUUAUUUUAGUAGUCAUAAAGAUUUGUAGAGGAAGUAAAAAAAAAAAUAUUACUUUAAAAAUGAAAACGUUCACUGCCAACGUGACCUGAUAUAUUUGUAUUUAAGGUAUGUUCAAUUGAUCAAAAGAAUACUUAGCUUCUUUUUUAUUCUUGUUGGUCUUUUUCACCCAUUCCACGGACAUUGCUGAAUUCGCUCUAACUGAGCUUGUAAAAGUAGAUAAUAUAGAUUUACCAUUAUUGUAAAACAAUGCAUCUCUAUGAAUAAUAAAUUCCUCAUGAUAAAUGUGAA